AUGAAUUCGUGGAACCGACCGCGCCCCAAUCCUCGUUUGCAGAGGAAUGUGGAAGUUCAAGAGAUGGGCCUCACCAUGCGCUCAAAUGAAGUGGAAGUAAUCAUAUCGGAGUUCGAUCCCGACAGCAGUCGCGAUCAGUCGUCCGAAGAGUGGCUCAAUGAAAUAGAUUCUAUGGCAGAGAUUUUCGGAUGGGAACCUAGACGAACGAUGCUGUACGCUUGUAUGCGAUUGAAAGGGCCUGCCAAAUUCUGGUAUGAUGGUUGCAAACAAGAGCUUCGUACUUGGGAGAUUUUCCGAGAGAGAUUUCUGGAGAAUUUCCCUACUGUCAUUGACACCGCUGGCAUCCACAAAAAAUUGAUAAAUUUGAAGCGAAAACCGGAUCAGUCAGAGGAGUCGUACUUUCACGAAACGGUGGCCCUGGGUCGAAAAAUAAGAUUAUCGGAUGACCUCAUUAAGAACUAUCUGAUUAAGGGUCUCCCAUAUGCAUCCACUCGUGCAGUUAUGGCACAAGAUCCUGCAGUUACGUUGCCGCAAUUUUUAAACGCAUUGAUUCGUGUCGAACGAGCGACAAAAGAGGGCGAAAAACGUAAUGUCGGUCCGAGCGGACGAGUUGAUCUCAACAGGACACCAGGCAGGAGAUCAACAGAAUGCAUACCACGUUUGGAUGCUACACCUCGUAACAUGACUCCAGUUAGAUCCGUACCCAACACCGGUUCCUUCAAAAGUGCCACUCCAACCCCAUUAAGUCACAAAAGGCAAUGUUUUAUUUGUCGGGCGGAAGAUCAUCUGGCACGGAAAUGCCCCCAAAGAAAGGAUUUUCGUUCCGGGGUGGCACUGAACCGCACCACCAUUGAUCGAACAUUAACGGAACGGAUUUCAAAAAAACUUCAGCUAAAUAUCGAGAACGAUGCGUCGAUAUUACGAGGAUUCGCUGGAGGUGAGUGUAAAACAAUCUGUGCAGUGACGGAAACAGUCCAAAUAGAUGACUUUGUCAAUGAAAUUAAGAUUCUGAUUGUUCCUAAUGAUGCGAUGAAGUACGACAUGUUAGUUGGAGAUGACUUUUUCCGUAAAAAGAGGGUAUCCGUUGUGAAGACUGUGGAUACAAUAACCAUCCUAUCCGAUGACCCUGUUGUAAUGAACGUCGAAGUAGACACGAUAACAACUGCUAGGGCACCGUUGACAAUUGGCGAUUUGAAUGUAGAACCUUUCGCAUCACCUAACUCGACAUCGAAACUAUUAGACCUACUUAAUCGGUAUCGCCAUUGUUUCGCGGUAGACUUAAGCGAAAUUGGUUGCACGGAUAUCGAAACAAUGAAUAUUACGUUGAAAGAGGAUAAAAUCGUAAGGCAUGUGCCGUAUCGAGUGGCCUACGGUCAGCGAAAAUACUUGCAGGAGGAAAUAAGGAACCUUUUGAAGAAUGAUAUUAUCGAGGAGUCAUCAUCAGAGUUCGCCAGCCCAUUGGUAAUCGUCCCUAAGCGCACAGGAGACUAUCGAAUGUGUGUGGAUUAUCGCAUGCUAAACGCCAUAGUUCAAAAGGAGUACUUUCCUACGAAUCGUGUGGAAGAAGAGAUUCAUAACUUGAGCGGGAAGCGCGUAUUCACAUUGCUCGAAAUGAUGAAUGGUUACUUGCAAAUUGGUGUUGAUGAAAAUUCUCGUAAGUACACAGCCUUCGUCACACCAGACGGCCAAUACCAAUACAAACGCGUACCAUUUGGACUUUCCAACUCUGUCAGUGUCUUCGGGAGAGUCAUGAGCAAAAUCAGUCAACCUUUGAGAGACAAAGGUAUUUCGUUCUACAUGGACGAUGUAGUGAUUUCCACGGAAACCGAAGAGGAAAAUUUGGAAGUGCUAGAGCUCUUCCUAGUCGAGGUAUCUAAGUCGGGAAUGACCCUUAAAGUGAGUAAGUGCGAAUUUUUCAAAAGAUCGAUUGUGUAUCUAGGACACGGUAGUGCUGAAGGCUGCGUAACGCCAGGCGAAACGAAAACUGAGGCCGUCGAAAAGUUCCCCAUUCCCACUGAUGCGCGAUAG
This is a messenger RNA of Topomyia yanbarensis, 2028 nucleotides long. RefSeq lists its product as uncharacterized. The coding region runs from base 1 to 2028 and encodes 675 amino acids. Lineage: Eukaryota; Metazoa; Arthropoda; Insecta; Diptera; Culicidae. The record is from RefSeq and is a predicted model, not a curated record. The transcript is spliced from 2 exons. Gene Ontology annotation, molecular function: zinc ion binding; nucleic acid binding.